This is a messenger RNA of Stegostoma tigrinum, 1109 nucleotides long. RefSeq names its product nuclear inhibitor of protein phosphatase 1-like. Lineage: Eukaryota; Metazoa; Chordata; Chondrichthyes; Orectolobiformes; Stegostomatidae. The transcript has a single exon. The record is from RefSeq and is a predicted model, not a curated record. The coding region runs from base 424 to 1026 and encodes 200 amino acids.
GCCCGUCUUUGACUAUCCAACAUGGGCAGGGAAGCCUCCACCAAGACUUCAUUUGGAUGUUGUGAAAGGAGACAAACUAGUAGAGAAACUCAUCAUUGAUGAGAAAAAAUACUACCUCUUUGGAAGAAACCCUGACAUUCGUGAUUUUACCAUUGACCAUCAAUCAUGUUCAAGAGUCCAUGCUGCGUUGGUCUAUCACAAACAUUUAAAAGAGUUUUCAUCAUUGACUUGAACAGCUCUCACGGUACAUAUCUGGGGCAUCUUCGUUUGGAGCCUCACAAACCACAGCAGGUUCCCAUUGAUUCCACGUCGUCAUUUGGAGCCUCAACAUGAGCAUAUACACUACGUGAAAAACCACAGGCAGCGCCGUCCUCAAUCAAGGGUGAUGAAAUUGCCGUGGAAGAUGAUGAACUGAAGGGACUCAUGGGCUUACCUGAAGAGGAGACGGAGCUCGAUAAUUUGACAGAAUUCAACACAGCUCAUAACAAAAGAAUAUCUACACUAACAAUUGAAGAAGGAAAUCUGGAAAUGCAGAGGCCAAAACGUAAAAGAAAGAGCCACCGUGUAUCGUUCAGCGAUGAUGAGGGGAUAAUAAAUCCAGAGGAUGUUGAUUCUUCAGUGGGUCGCUUCAGAAAUAUGAUUCAAACAGCAGUGGUGCCACUCAAGAAAAAGAAGACCAAGAGUCCCAGUUCACUAGGUCUGGAAGAUGGAAUUGCUAGGCGUAUGCAGAAUUUCCCAUUCAACGCUAGUUUAUAUUGUGGCCUCCCCCCAACUAGUGGUGAUUCUUCUUCUCAGCUACAUGGUAAAACGAUGGGAACUGCAAUGCUAGGAGGACUUCCUAUGCCAUUCCCAAAUCCAGCUCUGGAAGUGGACUUGGCACCAGCAGUUGUACCAGCAACUGUGACUAUAAACCCUGUUCCCAACACUGGCGUGUUCAAUGCAGAAUCCAUUAAUGAGCCGAAGAAAAAGAAAUACGCUAAGGAGGCCUGGCCUGGCAAGAAGCCCACUCCAUCGUUGCUUAUUUGAUCAUCUGUUUGAGUUUUUUUUCAAGAAAAAUAAAGUCGCCUAGGAUUUGAGGACCAAGAGGGGCUUUCUUUUAAGUCUGUUAA